CAGUUCAUCUCUGCAUGAUGUCAAAACGCAAACCUUGAAGCACGCGCCACGAAAUGUUGCUCCGCAAGAGUCCAAUCAGAUUCCAGACGUACCGCGCAUGCGCCGUGUGCGCAGAUUCAAACAACAUCGGAAAGUGGGCCAAAGGAAGGUGAUAGAAUGGCUAUAGAAAAGGGGCUCAAAGGACACACAUUCAGCCUGUCUCAAAUCCUCCUCAUCUAUAGAGGUGGGUGUUGGUAAAAAGGCUCCAACUGGAGCAAGUCGCGAUGACUAUGCGAUCCACCGUGUUCACGAGUGGAGGACACAGACUGGACACGAGCCUCAGCAAGAAGCCAGCGAGAGCCCAUGAAUCCCUGAAGAAGGAGAGUCACGACUUCGCCACCCAUGUGCUGAGCACCAUCCACAACAGCGGAAAUCAAAAGCAUCACCUGCACAGCAAAGCAAAUAUCAGCCGCCGGGACGUGUUGAGCUCCCCUGACCAGUCUCCAAAAGGGAACCUCGGGCAGGAGGAGAACUGGGAGACGCUGGGGGCCUUGACACUCCCGUCAACCAAGCAGAUGGGGGCCGAAGGUUCCCCGGUCAAGAGCAAAUCACUGUUUUGUCAGGCCAGUCAAAAGCACGUGGGGAAGAUGGAUCCCACGGUAUCAAAUGGCAGCAAUCAGCGGCGAGAAGUGGGGGCGGUCGUGGGGGUCCCCUCACCGGAGAACAGUCCCGAUGGGAAGCGUCGUAAUGUGAGGAAAGGCUCCGGCCUCGUGGACACGCAGACCAGCUGCAUCCGACAGAUCCUGCUGCUGCAGCUGGAGCUGAUUGAACAGCAGCAGAAGCAGCUGCACAACAAGAGCAAAGAGAUCGAUGACCUCAAAGCUGAGAAAGAGAUGCUAAUGGCCCGAAUUGAACUCAUGGAGCGUCGGCUGCAGAUGGUGAGAAAAGAGGGUACGCAGUCCCGUCCUUCUCAGGCGCCUCGUCGAAAGGAACCUGAGGCUGCUGCCACAGAGGACGUCCAGAAAUCUGAGGGGCGGGUCCAAACCCCAAAGCUGAUGCACUUUGGAAGAAGAGGAAAAAAACUGAAAAGGAGGUUUCUUUUCCAGGACUCCCGGAUGAGUAGGUCACGACGUGGGCAGCCCAGGUCACCACCACCACCACAGGACGGCCCAGCUCAGGAGGAGGAGCCCCAGGAAGAGACGGGGCCUGAAUUUCAGUCUCAGUCAGAGGAACUGCCCUACCUGACCACCACAGAGAUGUACCUGUGCCGCUGGCAUCAGCCGCCUCCGUCCCCUCGUCGAGACCCCUCACCUGUGCAUGAGGACACAGUUGCAGUUCCUUCUUGGCGGGAGAGUAUCUUAGAGCCACUGGGGCAGAAAGAGGCGUCAGACAUCCCUGAGUGUCUAGAUGAUAAUGUCUUUCUGAAGAGGCAUUCAAAACUUGAGCUGGAUGAGAAGAGGAGGAAGAGGUGGGAUAUCCAGCGUAUUCGUGAGCAGAGGAUGUUUCAGCGCCUGCAGCAGAGGAUGAACAGGAGGAAGGUCAUUCAGGAGAGUGAACCAGAGCUGCGCUCCUUCUAUCCAGACCCUGAGGAUGUGGAGUCUGUUAUGGUGACCCCCUUCCUGCCAGUGGUGGCUUUUGGACGACCUCUGCCCAACCUGAAACAGCAAAACUUUGACCUGCCCUGGCUGGAUGAGCGUAGUCGCUGUCGGGCAGAGGUGACUAAGAAACGGACGCCUCAUCGAACAUGUCGCAAAUGAAACCGUCGCAAGGAAGCUCCUUCCGAAAUCUUAGCCUUGUGGUCUCAUCUCGCGUACACACCUGUAUUGCACUUUGGAUCUUCAGAAGCAGAUUGAAGGGUGAAUUUUGGAUCUGAAGCCCCCUGCAAGCUCUCCCAACAACACCCCCAUGAUCAUAGUGCAGAGUGGACCACUUCAGUGUUUACCAUUGUGUCAUACUUGGACCAAAGCUUCUACCGUAACACACCGAGAGCUGCCGUAAAAGAUCAAAACUGUACAUGCUGCGCUUUUUGGUCUGUGAGUUCUGUCAGUCGCAUAAAGGGAAAAAUGAUGAAAACCGGUAACAGAAGCAUUUGUUGUAACGUAACGCUUUUGUUCCAAGGAAAUGUGUAAGAUACGUGUAACUAAAGAAAUUAUUUCAGAUAUUAAAACGAGUCAUAUAUGAAUAUACCCUGUUUUCAUGUCUUUUAAUGAAGGAUUGUAUUGAAAGCUUAAUCACAGAAAUCAUCUUGACUUUCAUGUUUGGCUAAGAAUUUUUUUUUUUACUGGAAUCAGAUUCAACCAGGCAAAAGUGUUUGAUGUAGACAGCAGUCAUCAGUUUUAAGAGUAUUAACCUAUCCUUCAUGUGAGAAAUUGAAAUAUAUAAAUAAUAUAAGUACUGUGGAAUGUGACAAGCCCUAAAAUUGUCAAAAAAAAUGUUCUACCACCGUGUAACAUAUAAGAAGCAUAUUCCAUGUCCCUGCUAGACAAAAACAAUAGAAACCUUCACAGAACUUCUAAUGGUUUUACUGGUUAUAAUGGGAAUUGCAUUGGUUUUAAUGGGAUCUGUAAUGGUCUCUACUGGUAAUUUUUCGCCUUCAAUUGGUGGCUUGUUAAAACCACUAAAUCCUGAUGCAAUAUGUCCCAAAAGACACUAAAGGAAACAUUUUCUUUUAAUUUUCUUACAAAUUGAAGGUUUGUAACGGUAUCUGUAGUGGAAACUAUUAGAAUUUCUGUGAUGGUUUCUGAUUUUUUUUACAGUAGGGAUAUAUAUAUAUAUAUAUAUAUAUA
Molecule: messenger RNA, 2765 nt
Organism: Carassius auratus (goldfish)
Lineage: Eukaryota; Metazoa; Chordata; Actinopteri; Cypriniformes; Cyprinidae
Gene: msl1a
Product: MSL complex subunit 1a
Exons: 9
Coding region: 264-1736 (490 amino acids)
Cellular component (GO): MSL complex
Molecular function (GO): chromatin binding
Source: RefSeq, a predicted model, not a curated record